UUGAGGGGCUAGAGUAGUCAUUUACCCUAAAUAAAAUGAUAGAUUCGAAACUAACAAACCCUUGGAAUGGCGCCAUCGAAUAGAAACAACCAAAAGAAUCCUGGAACGCGGAAGCUUUCGUCUUCAAAAAAUGUUACUGGGGAAAACCAUCAAACACCUUCCCUCCAUUUCUAUUAACAAAUCUUUCCCUCGCUUUUCUUCCUCCCUUUCCGUUCUCUCAGCUCACGACCCGACAUCCGACUCGGAUCCACAUGCUCUUUUAAAGCAGGACCCAAUUGACAUCUGCCUUUCAAUAUGGGUUAAAUCCUUCUCUUCACCACCCACCGCCACUUUCCCAAACCUCACCGGCUUCCUCUCAAAAUUCGAUCUCUGGGUCUUAGCCUACCAACGCUCGUGCGCUCACGUGACCGGUACCUUCCCUCCCCGCAACGCCAUCCACUUCCAGACCCUCCAUUCCCUUCUCUCCCUCCAAAGCGCAGUCGUUCACGGCCGCCGUUUCAAGUGGAACAACAAGACCCAUCAGCUUAUUCGUAGCCCAAACGACAAGCCGUCGACGAGUUUAAUCUCAAAGAGAAAACUUCAAGCUAUGCUUCAAUCCCCUGACCCCUGUUUUCAGGACCGCGUUGUUCAAGAGGUUCUUUUGAUGGUCCUGGAACCGAUUUUUGAACCCCGGUUUUCAAGCAAAUCUCAUGCCUUUAGGCCUGGAAGGAGUGCCCAUAGCGUUAUCCGCACUAUUCGGAGUAACUUUGCUGGGUAUCUUUGGUUUUUAAGAGGUGAUUUGAGUGAGUUAUUUGAUAAUGUGGAUGUAAAUGUAAUCAUGGGUUGUCUCGAAAAGGUUGUAAAAGAUAAGAAAGUUUUGAAUUUGAUUAAAUCUGGGCUUAACCAGCCUGUUAAGAAGAGAUUGAAGAGCGAUGACGAUGGUGGUAGUGGUGGUGGUGGAGAUUUGAAGAGCAAAAGGAUGAAAAAAAGAAAGGCUACUAAGAAGAAGAUUUUGAAUGAGAAUGAGCCUAAACCGGACCCCUAUUGGUUGAGGACCUUCUUUGAUUUUGCUCCUGAGGAAGCUGCUAAGGUACCUUCUUAUGGUUGUUGUGGAAUUUUGAGUCCUUUACUUGCUAAUGUCUGUCUUAAUGAAUUGGAUCAAGUGAUGGAAGAGAAGAUAGUUAAGUUUUUUAGGCCGUCUAAGCAUGACUCGAUAUGGAAAGAUACAAUUAAUGAUGGAUGUCAUAACCCUUCUUGGCCUGAGUUUGUUCCGUCUAGUGGUAGAGAGAAAACUAGGAAAAUGGAUUACAUAAGACACGGAAGUCAUUUCUUCAUUGGCAUUCGAGGACCCAGAGAGGAUGCAGUGCAAAUUAGAAAGGAAAUAAUUGAGUUCUGUGAGAGCGAAUUUGGGAUAAGGUUGGAUAACUCUAAAGUGGAGAUAGAACACAUAAGUAGAGGAAUUCAAUUCUUGGACCAUAUAAUUUGUAGGAGAGUGAUACACCCUACCCUUCGUUACACAGCUAGUGGAGGGAACAUUGUGAGUCAAAAGGGUGUAGGGACUUUGCUUUCAGUUACAGCUAGUUUACAGCAAUGUAUUCGUCAGUUCAGGCGGCUUCACUUUGUCAAGGGUGAUAAGGAUCCUGAGCCUCUGCCUUGUACCCCAAUGCUCUACUCGAGUCAAGCUCAUACAAAUUCACAGAUGAAUAAGUUUCUUGAGACCAUGGCUGAUUGGUACAGAUAUGCUGAUAAUCGAAAGAAAGUUGUUGGCUUUUGUGCUUAUGUGAUUCGUAGCUCUUUAGCUAAACUGUAUGCUGCAAGGUAUAGGCUAAAAUCUCGUGCCAAGGUGUAUAGGAUAGCUUCACGUGAUCUUAGUCGUCCAUUGAGGGAGAGUAGCAACAAUUCAGCACCGGAAUACUCUGACCUUUUAAGGAUGGGACUUGUUGACGCAAUUGAAGGUGUUCAGUUCUCACAUAUGUCUUUGAUUCCAUCUUGUGAUUACACUCCAUUUCCAAGGAAUUGGGUACCAGACCAUGAGCAGCUUUUGCAUGAGUAUAUUAGACUACAAGACCCAAAAUUCUUCUGCAAUUUGCAUAGGUCGAUAAAACGUGAAGGCCUAAGUUUACCUCAAGAUGAGUUAUCUGGGAUUGUGUGGGAUUAUAAGACUCUGGGAAUUUGGAGAUAUCGGUCUAAUACUGGCCAAGAAACAAAAGAGGGUUCAGAAUAAAAGGUAGGGGAAACUUGUAUAUUGUUUCCCAGUAUUAGAAAAUAGUUUGUGCUUGGUUUUCCUUCUUCAGGGAACAUUUGUUAUCCUUAAGCUAAUGAAAUACUAUCAAACUGGGCAGGCUUGGUUCAUUUGCCUCUUGGGGAAGUUCAUUUGAAGAUCUGUCUUUUCUCCUAACAAAUAAAAAAAUCGAUUCAUUUAUGAGCAUCAUUGGGAAAAUAGAUGUUGAAGGAUCUUAUGAAUAACUGCUAAAGUUUCACAUAGACUAUAAAAGGGACUUAUGUUCAAUCCUGCCUUCAUCAGAGAAUGAGGUUUGGGGAAUUGUGGAAGGCUAGCACCUGCUGCAUAUUCCAAUUAUAGAAACAAAAUGAGAUUCUUCUAACAUAGGAAAAAUAGGUCCAUUUGAUGAGCAUGGUAUUUAAUGUUUGCAGUAUUGCUCAUUUGUUCAUUACUCAAUUUCUUUUAAUUGUAAUUAUUGAUCUUUGCUUGAUUUACCAACUUGGCUCUAUAAAUAUUUAACAUGUUUCUUCUCUGAUUCUUUCA
Messenger RNA from Theobroma cacao (cacao), 2743 nucleotides. RefSeq names its product Intron maturase, type II family protein (gene NMAT1). NCBI's taxonomy places the organism in Eukaryota, Viridiplantae, Streptophyta, Magnoliopsida, Malvales, Malvaceae. The record is from RefSeq and is a predicted model, not a curated record. Gene Ontology annotation, biological process: mRNA processing.